Juglans regia (Persian walnut) is the source of this 1029-nucleotide messenger RNA. RefSeq lists its product as uncharacterized. The transcript has a single exon. The record is from RefSeq and is a predicted model, not a curated record. Bases 373 to 1029 code for a protein of 218 amino acids. NCBI's taxonomy places the organism in Eukaryota, Viridiplantae, Streptophyta, Magnoliopsida, Fagales, Juglandaceae.
AAGGACUGGUACGUACAAUUCGAUCCGCAAACAGCUCAGUGCCGCCUUGUGCGUGCUAGCUCUUGAUGCAUGCUAGCUGUAUUAAUUAAAUUCUGGCCGGCAUUCUAAGAUACCAAUGAUGCAUUAACUCUACCAAUGUUACUAGAUUCCUGAUCUCUUUCUUUCCUUCCCCACAUGAUUCUCUCAUGACUCUGUCAAAAUCUCUCAUGCCAUCUUUUCCUGAACUUCGAAUGUUAUAAAUAUAUAUGAUAUACGUACAGAUGCUGCAUGCACCAGAUCAUGGACGUUCUUGGAGCCGAGCAGUACUGAGCAGCGUGAGAUUUUCUUCAAGAGCAUCUCGAUCGGGCCGAGUACUGAUCUUUUAUUACAUCAAUGAAGAAACCAUCAAAACUGAGAAGCAUUUUAUUUAAGUUUCUAGUAGUACCGCAUGCAGCAUCUGCUAUAAAUUUCCAGUUCCAGACCCCAUCUCUUAGCCCUGCAAAAAUAUCUGCUGGUGCAGGCAGAUCAGGAUCCUCCGGAAGUACUAGUCCUUUCGUUUCCAUAAUCCCUCCAGAGGUUCGAAGAAAGAAGAAGAAUGGAAGCUUUGACGCACGAGAGCCCACCUCCCCAAAAGUCUCGUGCAUGGGCCAUGUCAAGAAGACGACGUCCAGCAAUCCUAAGCGCCGGGUUUCAUCACUUCCGCCACAACCACAAGCAUUAACCAUGCGCAACGUUUCUUGUACUCCGAACAAAGAGGGUAAGAUAAAAAAGAUGAUCAAGCAGCAAGAAGUUGUUAAGAUUGAUUGUUUCGUGGGACGAAAGCGAGGUGGGAAGCCCGAUGGCACCAGCUGCCCCGAAAAGCCAAGGGUUCCAGAACAGGUAGUACAGGCGCCACGGCCUUCUUUGGGUCAGAUAAAGCGGUUUUCAAGCGCUCGCCGUGCCCUUUCCAGCUUUGAUUGGAGAAAUAUUCAGGGUGCAGCGGUGGUUCCAGCCGAUUGCAAAGAAGAUCAAAGGAGACGAAGAGUCUGCCAAGAAAUUUUAGGAAAAUAA